Molecule: messenger RNA, 2448 nt
Organism: Lineus longissimus
Lineage: Eukaryota; Metazoa; Nemertea; Pilidiophora; Heteronemertea; Lineidae
Product: sorting nexin-6-like
Exons: 14
Coding region: 14-1264 (416 amino acids)
Cellular component (GO): endosome
Molecular function (GO): phosphatidylinositol binding
Source: RefSeq, a predicted model, not a curated record
CAUAACCGCAGCCAUGAUGGACGGAGCCGAUAGCCCCGAUCUCCUUGGAGAUGACCGCGAUAAGCCAACCCGCAGUCGUAGGAUUACGCUCGGCUCUCCACGGUCUGAGACCGUUGAUCUUUCCCAGGAUACAUCGUUGAUGGUUGACAUAUCUGACGCCUUGAGUGAGCGGGACAAGGUCAAGUUUACAGUUCAUACCAAGACCACAUUGCCAGAUUUCCGUGAAUCUGAGUUUUCAGUUGUGCGUCAACAUGAGGAAUUCAUCUGGUUGCACGACCGUUAUGUUGAGAAUGAAGAUUAUGCUGGAAUCAUUAUUCCACCUGCACCUCCACGUCCUGACUUCGACAAUUCACGUGAGAAGCUACAGAAGCUUGGAGAAGGAGAGGGGACAAUGACAAAAGAGGAAUUCACAAAGAUGAAACAGGAAUUAGAAGCAGAAUACUUAGCAACAUUCAAGAAAACAGUGGCCAUGCAUGAGGUGUUCCUGCAGAGGCUGGCUGCCCAUCCCGUAUUGAGGACAGAUGUCAACUUCAGAGUGUUCCUUGAGUAUGAUCAGGAUUUAAGUGUGCGCGGCAAAAACAAGAAAGAAAAAUUCAGUGGAUUCCUUAAAAGUGUCACAAAAACAGCAGAUGAAGUAUUAUUAUCGGGACAAAAGGAUGUUGAUGAAUUUUUUGAGCACCAGAAGGUUUUCCUCGUCGAAUAUUACGUAAGGAUAAAAGAUGCGACUGCCAAAGGAGAUAAAAUGACCAAAGUCCAUAAGUCUGUAGCUGAUACAUACAUUAAAAUAUCAAGUGGUCUUUUGCAAUUAGCAACUUUGGAAAAUACACAACUAGACAAAUUUUUUAACCGAAUAGCCGAAUGUUUUGAGAAAGCAAGGAAACUAGAGGGUCGUGUUGCAUCGGACGAAGAUCUAAAACUCUCCGACACACUGCGCUACUACAUGAGAGAUUCCGCCGCUGCCAAGGCACUACUAUACAGAAGAAGUCGUGCAUUAGCCGAUUAUGAAAAUGCCAAUAAAGCAUUAGAUAAGGCCAGGUCAAAGAACAAAGAUGUACAGUUGGCUGAAAAUACCCAGCAAGCCUCUUGUGAAAAAUUUGAAAGCAUUUCAGAGACAGCAAAACAAGAACUGACAGACUUUAAGGCCAGAAGAAUCCAACACUUCAGAAAGAAUAUGAUAGAUUUAGCUGAAUUAGAGUUGAAGCACGCCAAGGCUCAAAUGCAACUGCUGCGAAAUUGCAUAACAUCAUUGAAGGAGGAGUUCUAACUGUACAGUGUAUGGAGAUGUUACUGUGGUUUCUACGGAGCAUGUGUUAUACAUUCGCUUCAGAGAACAAUUGGCAACCAUUUGGAACUGAGAAAAGUUAUUUAGCAAAGCAUGCCAGCUUUGUUUUUGCAGUGUUGGAAGAAAAAGAACUUUGGAACUUGAUAAAGUGUGAGCCAUUUUGUAGAAAAGGAAGAAGGAAUUAUCAUGUGUUAAUUACAGGGUGUACCAGAAAUUUGUUUAGUGUUGGUUACCUAUGGUUGGUUUCGACCAAUGUUAUUGAAAGCUUGAUUUGUUUUGAAGAUUCCUUAACCUUUUACCUUGUGCUUGGCAGUGUUCGGUCAUAGCAUGUUUUUGGUACACCAUGUAGCUUUACACAAGUAGUCAUGUAUAGCUUGAAAAGAGAUAAUUUUGUAGAAAUGUGAUAAGAUGUGUAGAAGGUGACACAUUUUCGAAUGAGCUCUUCAGUUGUGGCUAGUUGAUUUAAGUUAUCUUAUAAGAUGGUGUAUUUUAACAAUUUAUUUUCAUACAGUAGAUUAGUUGUAGCACUGGCAGUGAUGAAGUCGAGUGAGUUGGUCGACCUUGAUGGUCACAGUAAUACACAUUUCAAUCAUCAUUCUUCCAAGGCAGUUGUGAAUGUGGACUUGUGUAGUCCAGUGCCACAUGUCACUUGAAGGAAAGAAUCUUUCAGGGAGUUAUCAUCAUGCCAGUUUAUGGACCACUCCUCUAAUUCCACAUGAAAAUAUGUCCACUUCAUAUGUUAAUGUUCCUGUCUAUUUGAAGGUGAACUGUUUACUGAUCUUGAUCACUGUCCCAAAAAUCCUCCAAUGGAAUCAUAGUCUAUCAAACUAUUGUAAAUAUUUAAUAUUAAUGAAACAUUGCUAGUCCUCCUGCUGACUUCACACAUGUUACCUUAAGUCUGAUUAAGCCUAGACCCACUGCAGCUGGCUGUCCAAAGAUUUCGUUAUCCACAUCCACAGAAACAAAACUGAAUAUGGUGUUCCAGUGUGAUGUCACUUUGACAUGGUGCAGUUUGGCCAGACAUUGUUGUACUAACUACUGCAUUUCACCCAUUACAUAUCGGGCUUGAUAGAGUAUGAUGAUGUGCAUGGAUAAGGGUUGCCCGGGAAAAGUCUUUGACAGGUUUCAAUGCUUUUGGCUUCUGCAUGGAUGAUGCUGGGGGGGGG